CAAACAGCUUGCAUUGCAUCCUUGGUGUGUGUCUGUGUGCGUGUGUGUGUGCGUGUGUGCGUAUGUGUGAGAGUGUGCGGGUGUUUUUGAUUUCCCUCCUUCUCGGCCUGAAUCUAUCUUCGUUUUGUAUUACAAGAUUUAAUAAUGUUAAAAUGGCAGCCUGUCGUCGCUCAAAGCCAUUUUGGUUCCGAGGGCCCAUUGGACUAUCUGCGGACCCAUCUGAGCCAUCUGGCUGGCUGUAUCGCCCUUUAGCCCUGUCCUGCUGCAAUACCUAAUCACUGCCACGACCACCACAGCUUUAGUUCAUCAUCAUCAUCAUCAUCAUCGUAAUCAUCAUCGUUAUUGCUGUUAUUAUCGUU
Molecule: messenger RNA, 359 nt
Organism: Gamsiella multidivaricata
Lineage: Eukaryota; Fungi; Mortierellomycota; Mortierellomycetes; Mortierellales; Mortierellaceae
Exons: 1
Coding region: 63-275 (70 amino acids)
Source: RefSeq, a predicted model, not a curated record